Molecule: messenger RNA, 2351 nt
Organism: Hippocampus comes (tiger tail seahorse)
Lineage: Eukaryota; Metazoa; Chordata; Actinopteri; Syngnathiformes; Syngnathidae
Product: inhibitor of nuclear factor kappa-B kinase-interacting protein
Exons: 4
Coding region: 780-1868 (362 amino acids)
Source: RefSeq, a predicted model, not a curated record
UUUUUUUUUUUUUUGCAUUUGACCAAAAUUUGCAGCUUUUGCUUGAAUGUACUUUAAAGUUUGCCAACUGACGUUCAUGGGAAGUGUAUCAGAUUAUCAAUACCGAAUAGCUGAUACAUGAAGUGCUGUUUACUAAGUAAAAAUGUGCGUAUAUAAUUAUAUACACAACCUACUGGCAAUCACAUUGUUGACGAAUGCUUUUUGGCAACAUUUAAAAUAAAAAAUGUUUGCAUUUAAACUCAAACUGUAAUUGUUCAUUUAUUUUAAUUCAUGAAUGGUUCUUUUUUUCCCAGGAAUUUAGUAUGAAGAGCCCAUUUAUUCUUUCUUGUGAAGGAACGCUGGCAACCGCUGACGUGGCCCAGUGACGCGUUCACCGGUCUUUCGUUGGAGUGGGGAAAUUGAAGUAUUCGAAACAUUCGAGCAUUAAAAUGAUUUUUUUUUCUUCAGAAACUGCUCCUUCACUGACUGCUGUCCCUAGGAUGAGAUUUUGACAGGAGCUUAAGUGUAUGUAUUGGCAACAACUUUAAAAGUUUUAUAUUUCCCGAAAGGCCGCUUUAAAAGUUUGGAAUUUACGCGAGGUACAUGAAUGCAGCUUUGCUCAAGCGCCGCAGGGUGAAAGGAAAUGGAGGAAUCGACUUGCAAGGAGUGAUUUUAAAACCCACUUUUAUCUUUGUAUUAUGAACGUUUCGAGGACUCGGGUGUUUUAUUUUAAAUAAUUUUUUUGAGUUUUCGUCUUUCCUGCUGAUUUUUUUUUGUGCCCGUUUUCAAAGUGUGUAGAAAUGCCUGGCGAGGUGAAGCAAAGAAAGAAAAAGCAAAGUGAUCAUGUCGCAGCUGAUCCUGCAAACAAACAAGACGAGGACAAAAAAGUGAAUCGUGAACGUGUCGGCACGCCUCCCAAAACUUCGACUUUGGACCUUAAAUUCCUCAUGUGCCUACUUUCGCUUGCGGUCUGCGCUGCACUCAGCUGGAUGGUGCUGCAGCAGAAUACAAGGUUCUCCCAAAUGGAGGAAAAAUUCGCACUACUGUACAGAAAGACCUCAAGUUUGUCCCUGAUCGAGGAGCAAGUAGAGAGGGUCACGCAAAAAUGUGCAAGCGUGCACCUGACACUGGACGACGUGGGCGCUCGCCAGCAGGCUGCGCGGGCUCAGCUGGAGAGCCUGGAGCGAGACGUGGGCCAGUUGAAGGAGUGGGAGUCCUGGCUGAGCAACGAGCGGUCGGAGCUGCGGUCCAGCGUGGCUGCGCUGAGCGGCGCCGUGGACCAGAUUGAAGCGCGCACCUCCGCCAUCACGGUGGACUUUGCCAACAAGGUGGCGUCGGUGAGGACGGACGUCCGGCGUAUGGACGGCCUGCGCUCGGAGCUGGACUCUCUCCUGACCCAGGUGUCGGAGCUGGAGGCGCAGGCGUCGCGGGCCGAACGCUCCAUGGUGGGGCGCAUCGGCGACGUGCUGGCCGGUAGCAUCGAGCGCGUCUCCAACCUCCGCGCUGCGUCCGAACGCAACGCGCAGGCCUUGGAGCAGCUGCGCCAACGCCUCCCCGAACUGGACGCCGCCGAUCGCAGCGCGUCGGAGCGGCUGCGGGAGCUGGAGGGCGGCCGGGCUCGCCUCAUUCGCACGGUGAGCUUCGCGGCGGACCUCAAGCCCAAAGUGGGCGCCAUCAAGAGGGACUUCGGGGCCCUGGAGCCUCGGUUGGCCGACCUCACCUUCCGCGUGGGGAGCCUGGCCGAGGAGCUUGGCAAGAGGGAGGAGGAGAUCGCCGAGCUCAGGCACACACUGGACGAGCUCGCGUCGGCCGAAGAGCGGGACGUGAGUGUCACGACUGAACAGGCGGCGGUUUUAUCAGCAUCUCACAACACAGAGCAGCCAACAUGAACACGUGACUUAAUUUGAGAGAAUAAAGCAAAUAACUUCAGCUUUUCCUUUGUUUUAUGUUACUUAUGUACGAUACGUUCAACAACAUUGAUUGAACUUUGGUGACAAGAUCAAAGUGACUCGGGAAAAUUCUGCUAUUUGACUCAUGAUUUAACAUUAAUGAACUUAAUUUACUUGUAACCUUUAAUUUCCUUGUGGUGUCCUGGAAGUCGAAGGUCGUCAUGGUAAUUUAUUUGCGUACAAGAAACAUAUUGAGGUCAACAAGAGUGUUUUUAUUGUAAAAUAAAAUAAAAAAAAUGCCGUAAACAACGAAAGUACUCGACAAGAGCUUAUUGUUUUUGAUUUAAAAAAAAAAAUAAUAAAACACAUCUUUGGCGCAGGCAGAAAUUUGGGGAAAAAAGGUAACUAACAGUGCAGAUUGAGUGUUGAUUCACAGCUCAGCAGUCCAUCUUGUCUCGUCCUACCUGUGCAACUUUAAGUUAC